This is a messenger RNA of Oncorhynchus mykiss (rainbow trout), 4967 nucleotides long. Lineage: Eukaryota; Metazoa; Chordata; Actinopteri; Salmoniformes; Salmonidae. The record is from RefSeq and is a predicted model, not a curated record.
GAAUGCCCCGAAUUGUAGGCUGCACUUGCACACCAUUGUUUGAGCCGGUAGGUGGUGUUAUUUUUUUCUGCCUCCCCUCAGUCUCAAAAGUUUUAUAUGAUGCUGUCUGUCUGUUUGCGUUGAAUGAAGAUGGCGACCAGUUCAGAACGUAGUCCCCCACCCUUUCCCGAGGACCUGGAACCGGAGCCUGACGAAGUUGGAGACCAAGACAGUGAUGACGGAGAAGACAUUUUUCUUGGCACAGAUAACCCAUUGGAGAUAAAGAUGGACCCUUCGCUGUCUGUAAGUGACAUCACAAGUUCAACCAAACCACUGAGUGAAGCAUCUAGUCCUCCAGUGAUGGACCUCCUUAGUGAACCAGCAAGUGAGGCAUCUAGUGCGCCAAUGGUGGACCUCCUUAUGGAACCAGCAAGUGAGGGAUCUAGUGCUCCAAUGGUGGACAUCCUUAGUGAACCAGCAAGCGAGGCAUCUAGUGCGCCAAUGGUGGACCUCCUUAUGGAACCAGCAAGCGAGGGAUCUAGUGCUCCAAUGGUGGACCUCCUUAUGGAACCAGCAAGCGAGGCAUCUAGUGCUCCAAUGAUGAACCUCCUUAUGGAACCAGCAAGCGAGGCAUCUAGUGCUCCAAUGAUGAAUCUCCUUAUGGAACCAGCAAGUGACGACUUAAAGGAGCCUCCCAAACCUGACAUCGACCCAUUGGCUGACAUUAUCAACGACACUCCACUCAGUGAAGGCAAAACACCGGUUGCUGCGAUGCCCCAGGAGCCACCGAGCGACCUCUUUGACGAUGAGCCUAGCGAACUUUUCGCUGAACCACGACAAAGUAACACCGCCAAGCAACAACAAACUAGCAUCUUUGACGAACCUGAUGAGGACCUCUUCAGCGAACCACUGGGUGAGGCCUCGAAGAAACCCCAGAAUGAUUUCUUCAAAGAAGCACUUGCACCAGUGGCCAAAGCUAGCAAUGUCUGCGGUCCUCUGAGUGACAACUACAAUGAGCACCCCACUGAUAUAUUCACUGAGGAGGCUAUCACUACUCUCCCUAGUGCAGUCAGUACUGUUUCCGUCAACUCCAAGACCAACGGAGUCCACUCCGAUGAGGAGGAACCUGAUAUAUUUGCAGAAGCCACCGUAGAGCUGUCUCUGGACAGCCCUAGGAAUGACAGAAAAAAGAAAGAGGCAGCCAAGCCCUCUGCGUCUGCGUCUGCCCCUGCUCCCUCAGUCUCAGCAAGUGCUUCCAAACCGCAACCCAAGACCCUGGAGGAGGUACAGUACAUUACAUUGGAAGAGGAGGUUGAGGAUAAAUUUGAGCUGAAUAUCUCAAUAACCAAUCCAGAGAAAGUUGGGGAUGGCAUGAACGCUUACAUGGCCUACAAAGUCUCCACACAGACCACGCUGCCCAUGUUCCGCAGUAAGACGUUCACAGUGCGCCGGCGUUUCAGUGACUUCUUAGGCCUUUACGAGAAGCUCUCGGAUAAACACACACUGAACGGCUACAUUGUGCCCCCGCCGCCUGAGAAGAGCAUUAUGGGCAUGACUAAAGUCAAAGUGGGAAAAGAGGACAACUCGUCGGCUGAGUUUGUGGAGAGGAGGAGGGCGGCUCUGGAGAGGUAUCUGCAGAGAGUGGUGUUCCACCCAUCACUGCUACAAGACCCUGAUGUCAGAGAAUUCUUGGAGAGAGACGAUAUGCCCAGGGCUCACAACACCCAGGCUCUGAGCGGCGCCGGCUUCCUGAAGAUGAUCAACAGGGCUACAGACUCCCUCAGCAAGAUGACCAUCAAAAUGAAUGAGUCGGACGUGUGGUUCGAGGAGAAACUGCAGGAAGUGGAGGCUGAGGACCAGCAGCUGAGGAAGCUCCACAUCAUGGUGGACUCUCUGGUUGGACACAGGAAAGGUACGGUACAAUGGAAUACAAGUGUUUUAUCGGACAGACUCAGACAAACACACAAGGCUAUAAGCAGUGCAUGGCCACCUAUUGUGUGUGUGGAAUGGAAAUAUGUCUUCUUGCUGUCCCUUUUUCCCACCAAACUACACACACACACAAUGGGCUUUAAGCGGCACAUGCUUAACUCCCCCGCUCUACUUCCCCCAGAGUUGUCGGUAAACACGGGUGGCUUUGCCAAGAGCGUGGCGAUGCUGGGCAGCUCGGAGGACAACACGGCCCUGUCCAGAGCCCUCUCCCAGCUGGCCGAGGUGGAGGACAAGAUGGAGCAGCUGCACCAAGAGCAGGCAGCCAGCGACUCGUUCUGCUUCGCCGAGCUGCUCGCCGACUACAUCCGCCUGCUGGGAUCUGUCCGGGCCUCCUUUGACCAGCGGAUGAAGACGUGGCAGCGCUGGCAGGAUGCUCAGAACAUGCUGCAGAAAAAGAGGGAGACAGAGGCCAAGCUGCUGUGGGCCAACAAACCUGACAAGCUGCAGCAGGCCAAGGAUGACAUCACUGAGUGGGAGGCCAAGGUGACUCAGUAUGAGAGAGACUUUGACAGAGUGUCAGCUACAGUUCGCAAGGAGGUGCUCAGGUUUGAGAAAGAGAAGGCCCGCGAUUUCAAGAAACAGAUCAUCAAAUACCUGGAGUCUCUGCUACAGUCGCAGCAACAGCUGAUAAAGUACUGGGAGGCAUUCUUGCCAGAGGCAAAAGCGAUUGCGUGAUGGAGUCCGCCAGCCAAUGGAAAGAAAGAAGAGGAGGCGGCCUUUUUUUAUACACUUUACCUCUCGCCUAUAAACCAAGAAAAUAACCAGAGAGUGCGCUGCAAAUGGAAAUUUGAUUCGUUUUUUAAAAUCAUCCUAAACCUAUAGCGCUUCAUUCUAACUGUUGUAUUAAUAAUUGUAUAUUUUCAUUUAACCUUCCACAUAUAUUUUCUAAAUGGUGAAAACAAACUUUAGCUCUUUUGUGAUGGUAUGGAUGUGUGUGAGGGCUGGGUGUCCAACUUGCGUAUGCAAUGUUAAUGAUUCCAUUAGUUUCCACUUCAGAACAGGAGAAAUCAUUGUUCUCAGUGCAACAUCCUUAUAUUAACAAUAGGAGAUUUUUUACACAUUAGCAUUGUUAAUAAUUCACAACAGAGUGCCCAUCACACACAUGACACACGAGGCAGAGUUUCUGGGGCUUUCAAGGGGAUCUAGUUGAAUUAAAUGCCCAAUUCCAAAUCAAACACCAGCACCCUACUCCCCAUGCACUUCUUAAGAAUCAAGAUAAAGGAUUGGGUAUAAGUAAGCAAUAAUAACACAGAACAUCCACCUAGUCUUUCAAAAGGCUUGGCAUUGUUGCUAUUGUGGCUGGGGGUCCAUUUUGAAUUGAGUCAAAGACACAUGUGGAUCCACAUUCAGCCUGUAUAAUUUGGGAGGAUCUUGAGAUGUUUAAAUUUCUACAUUUUGAAUCAAACUUUUUUUUUUUAUUAUUAUACAUGAUCGGUUCAAUCACUGUGGACAUGACAUCAACCCUCCAAAAUAAAAGUCAAGAAAAUAAGAACCAAGGUUGAUAAGUGUGACAAAUAAUGUAAAACGUUUAAACCAAGUCAGUAACUGUUAAAAGUACUGCUGGUCCACAUGGAAAGCACGUUAAUUUCAAUGGAAGCUGUCAUUAUAUAACAGUUACUGCAGAUUGUGAUUAAUUUGGAUGAAUGGCAUCGGAUUUGGGGGGAAAAUGAAACCGUUUCAGGGAAAUACUCCUACAUCAAAAGGGCAAUCAAAUCUUCCCAACGUGCAUUGUAGUUUUCACUUUGCAUGAGGAACCACAUCCAUUAAAAUGAUCACUUACCUAUAUUCUUUGUGGAACAGAGUUGUUACAGGUUGUUACUUUCCCAGAAUGAAAGGUCUUUAAUUCAGUAGACUAGCUAGUAAUACAAUUGGGUUGGUCAUUCUGAUUGAGUGAAACUUCCUGGACCUUGGGCAAACAGUUGAUCAUGAUUUAAUGGCUCAUAUUAGCGCCAUGUUUAAGCUAUAUACAUAUGACUAAGUCUAUUUUUCAGUGCUUGUCAAUUAGUGUAAGAACAUGGACCUCGAGACGCUUGGGUCAAACAACACCUGUUAAGAUUAAAGAUGCCCAAAUCAUAAUUGUAGUAAUCAAGAGAAACAAGCAAGACUCAAAUGUAUGAGAUUUUGGGAUGUAAACCAUCCACCUGGGAGGAUGCUAAAGACUGAUUGUUUAGCAACAAAAUGACGCGUGCGCAGCUAUGGUGCAAAACAGAUGGGGUUGGCUUAGAUUGUUGACAUGUGAACUUUAUUUUGUCUUCAAUGUUUAUUGAAAACGAAUGAGCACUCAAAUCCAUCGUUAGUUGUUGGUUAGCUAUCUUGCAUAUACGUAACGUCAAAAUACCUCAAGACAUGGUAUCAAGAACAAGAUGAAACGAGCCACCUGCAAUUCUCCACAAGCCCCAUUUGAAGCGUGCGCAUCGUUUGACGUGAGCUAACCCUUCUAUAGUGCAAUUCAAAUGAUUCUUCUAACGUGUUGGGAUGCAUUUUAUUUUAGAGCAUACAAUAUACCGGGAGAAGUUUCUUCUAUAUCUGUUUAUGUAAGCCAUAGGCCAAUACACACACGUUUCUUCCAUCGUUGUAUUGUCACUUUAAGGGGAGAGACAGAUCAUUGGUUAAGGCAGAUAUAAAUUAAUCAACGUUAUACUUUUACAUAAAAGGCUACUAAUUUCCAACACUCAAUGCUGCUGUCAAAUAAAUUAUAAUUUUGUUAUGACAGCCCAAUUAAUCGAUCCCACUUCUAACAUACAUUUCUCUAUUUUGGAUUAGCAUUUUUUUUUUCUUUCUUAAACUCAAUUGCGGUAAUGCCUACACAACAGAUGAUACCUAAUGGGGACGUUUAAUUCUCGUUGGCAGCUCAGACACCAGAGUUUUUUUUUUUUUGAACUGCCGUAAAUUAUGGGAACUAAAGUUGUUUGAAGAAAAAUUUAAAAAGUCGUCAAAUUACCCGUUAUUUAUAUGCCCCCUCCAUGUGCAAUACUAAUAAAAUGCUACUGUAUUCCGGA